This is a messenger RNA of Dicrocoelium dendriticum, 306 nucleotides long. The record is from the annotation of a GenBank genome assembly. NCBI's taxonomy places the organism in Eukaryota, Metazoa, Platyhelminthes, Trematoda, Plagiorchiida, Dicrocoeliidae.
AUGGCCAACACGGUGUGCGCUCCCGUAAUGAUAACGGUGAGCGGUUGCUACACCUAUGGGAAGAUGCUCGUCUAUUUCGAACGAACCCUAACUUGCGACACACCACCCGCGGGACGCUGCCAUGGCACCAACCUGAUUGCGGCUAACAGUGGACGCAACGCGACCACAUUGCGAUUAGUUAGUGUUGUAGAAUGUGGGUCCAAAACUGUCGCUCGACUUGGAACACGGGCGUGGAAUCCGACCACGCAUUUGCAUGCGCUGACCUGCGGGCACACUUCAUCAGACGUCCGCAACGGCACUGUAAGA